Molecule: messenger RNA, 3944 nt
Organism: Podarcis raffonei (Aeolian wall lizard)
Lineage: Eukaryota; Metazoa; Chordata; Lepidosauria; Squamata; Lacertidae
Product: zinc finger protein 585A-like
Exons: 7
Coding region: 882-3689 (935 amino acids)
Source: RefSeq, a predicted model, not a curated record
UAACUGUCAUUUUUAACGGCUUUUCUGUUCUCUCUCUGUGUGAGAAGGAGAAUGGCUGCUGAGAGAGGCUUCUCAGGAUCCUGGGGAGGACAGUGUUGUGUCCGUGUGACCUGUCUGAAGUGAAAAGGACAGAGGAAGAUCGCCAAACGUUAAUAGGGAGAAACCUGUGCAGGGGGUCUCUGUAAGGAAGAGUGAGGAUCUACCUCAGGAACAAGCUGGGGGCAGGGGGUGACGAUCUACAUCAGAAACAAUCCAUCAGGGAGGAGACCAGCAGUGCCUCCUAUUCUCCAAGAGGUCGCUGUAGAGGCGCCAUCCUGGGAGGAGAUGUUGAGGAGGCAGCAGGACUGGCCUCUAAGGAGUGUGCUGCAGCCAUUGCUGCCACAAUGACAGCAGCAGCAGAUGAUGUAUUCCUUGGAAGGCAGAUCUGCUGCCACUGUAGAUGCUGUCGCCUGAGGUGGCUGCCUCAUAUUGCCUCAUGGGAGGGCCGGCCCUGGCUACGCCUACUCUAGCAGAUGAGUGCCGUCCAACAAUUCAGGGCCAAAAAGUUCCUACCUAGCAACCUGGCUUCCCCGACAUCCUCCUGUGUAGUUUCCAUGGAAGAAUCAAACUCUACAGCGGCAUCUGGUGGGGUUCCUUCUGUCUUGAAGGAAUUUGCCACCAUCUCUUCAAAAGGUUUCCCCGCCCCUUUCCUCCUCGCAUGAUUACGCAACCGCAAGAGUAUUUGCGGCGCGCGCGGGAUUCGAACCCAGCUCCUGGCGGAGAUGCAAUCGGCUGGACUUGCUUGGACGUUUCUGCGGACAGCUGCUCUCCGUUCCCUCCCCGUGGACUCAAGGGGUUAAGCGGAGAGAGCCGCCUGUUCCUAGAGAGGAUCAGAUAAAGAUAUGAGAGAUGGGGAAGUGCAAAAAGGAAAAAAGCGAACCUCCUUCCUGUGUGUUCCCCCCUCCUCCGCCCCUUUCUGGAUUUGGGGGGAUUUAACGCCGCCUUGCAGAAAUUUGGGGUUUGCAGGAUUCGCAGAGGCUGCAAUGCAAAGGCUGCAAGGAGCGGCCUUUUCUCUUCCUGAACCUGACAUGCUCUCUCGACUCGACCCUGGAGAAGACCCAUGGGUUCCGGAUCUUUCCGUCAAAAAGGAGAGGGAGAUUCCGUUGGACGGUGGAGAAGAGUUUCCUGAUGUGAUCAUGAAGGUAGAACAGGAAGAGGAGCUGUGGCUUCCGGAGAAAUUGGAUCAAGGAGCGAAUCCACUGAACUCCUCUCUCCAGGAAAGAGAAACGGUUUCCUCGGGGUUUUCUGCUGUGAUAAUCAAGAAGGAAGAAGAUGAUGAGCUUUGGGUGGUGUAUCACCAGGGCUCUGAGGAAAACGAAACACCCCCACCUGCCCACUCAGAAGAGGGCCAUGGAAAAAGAUGCACGGAGGAGAAAGAGAACAAAUGCUCUGACUGCGGGAAAAGCUUCACGCAGAGGUCUAGCCUCGUCCGACACGAGAAGACGCACACAGGAGAGAAGCCCUAUGAAUGUGCCGAGUGCGGGAGGAGCUUUAGCCAGAGGUCGAUCCUGACCCGGCACGAGAGGACCCACACGGGAGAGAAGCCAUACAAAUGCUCAGAGUGCGGGAAGAAUUUCCGCCACAAGUCGGCGCUUCUGAGGCACGAGAAGAUGGAGGCCGGGGAGAGGCCGUACGAAUGCUCUCACUGCGGAAAGGGCUUCAUCCAGAGGUCCAACUUCCUCAUCCACGAGAGAAUCCACACUGGCGAGAAACCGUACCUGUGCUCGGACUGCGGGAAAAGCUUCGUCCAGAGGUGGCACCUGCUCGUCCACGAGAUGACACAUAAGCCUGAGCAGCCCUACCAGUGUACGAAGUGCGGGAAGAGAUUCAACCACAGCCUCAACCUCGUUGUUCACGAAAGGAGCCACGUGGGGGAGAAGGUGUACCCGUGCCCAGACUGCGAGAAGAGCUUCACGCAGAGGUCGAGCCUCGUACGGCACAAGAAGACCCACACGGGGGAGAAACCGCACAGGUGUGCCGAGUGCGGGAGGAGCUUCAGUCAGAGGUCGAUCCUGACCCGGCACGAGAGGACCCACACGGGAGAGAAGCCGUACAAAUGCUCAGAGUGCGGGAAGAAUUUCCGCCACAAAUCGGCGCUUCUGAGGCAUGAGAAGAUGGAAGCCGGGGAGAGGCCGUACAAGUGCUCUCACUGCGGAAAGGGCUUCAUUCAGAGGUCCAACUUCCUCAUCCACGAGAGGACCCACACGGGCGAGAAGCCCUACAAAUGCGCCGAGUGCGGGAAAGGCUUCGUUCAGAGGUCGCACCUUCACGCUCACGAGAUAAUGCACAAGGAAGAGGAGUCCUUUCAGUGCUCAAAGUGCGGGAAGAGGUUCAACCACAGCUUGAGCCUCGUCAUCCACGAAAGAAGCCACACGGGAGAGAAACCGUACCCGUGCUCUGCUUGUGGGAAAAGCUUUGUUGACAAAUCGAGCCUGGUCAGACACCAGAGGGCCCAUCGAGGAGAGAAGCCAUAUGCGUGCUCCGACUGCGGGAAAAGGUUCAGCUAUAGGUCGGCCCUCCUCAGGCACAAGAAGACCCAAGCAGGAGGGAAGCCAUAUUGGUUUUCGGCCUGUGGAAAAAGUGUCAUCCAGAAAUUGAAGCACCUCGCGCACGAGAGACCUCACAACGGAGAGAGCCUGUACAAGUGCGCUUACUGUGGCCGGGCCUACAACUUGAAGUACAAGCUCCUCAUCCACGAGAGAGCCCACACCAGGAAGAAACCUUACCAGUGUUUGGAGUGCGAGAAGAGCUUUGGCCAGAGAUCCAACUUCAUUGUGCACCAGAGGACCCACACAGGGGAAAAGCCCCACAAGUGCUCCGACUGCGGGAGGUGCUUCAAUGACGGGCGCAACCUCGUGAAGCACAAGAAGACCCACACGGGAGAGAAACCUUACCGGUGCCGCCCCUGCGGGAAAAGCUUCACGAACAAGUCGAGCCUCGUCGUGCACGAGAGGACUCACACCGGAGAAAAGCCGUACGGGUGCUCCGGUUGCGGGAAAGGCUUCACCAGCAAAUCGAGCCUGGUUAAGCACGAGAGAACUCACACGGGGGAGAAGCCGCAUGCUUGCACGGACUGUGGGAAAAGCUUCGUUCAGAGGUCGAACCUCCUCAGGCACGAGAGGACCCACAAAGGGGAGAAAACGAAUCCGUCCUCCGACGGUGGGGAAAGUUCCGGCGGCGACUCAGCCCUGACUAGAGAUGUAGGGGCCCAGGCGGAAGAGAAACCCUAUAAAUGUUCCGAGUGCGGGAAAAGCUUCCACGAGAGACGGAACCUUGUCGUUCACGAGAGGACGCACACGGGGGAGAGGCCGUAUAAGUGCGCUCACUGCGGGAAAACCUUCACCAACAAAACGACUCUCGCCGUCCACAAGAGAACUCACACAGGGGAGAAGCCGUACGGAUGCCCCCGCUGUGGGAAAAGCUUCCCUUACAAGUCGAGCCUGAUCAAACACGAGAGGACCCACACGGGAGAGAAGCCCUACAAGUGCUCCAGCUGUGGGAAAGGGUUCAACCAGAGCGCCAACUUGCUCGCGCACGAGAGGACCCACACGGGAGAGAAGCCGUUCAAAUGCUCGGACUGCGGGAAAAGUUUCGGCGACCGGUCGAAUCUGAUCAGGCACCAGAAAAGUCACACCGGAGAGCAACUCUAGAAAGACUCGUGCUUUGGUAGGGUAGGAAGAAACCUCACAGCGGAUUAUUUCCUGCUAGGUGCCAUAGGAAACAAUGCAGAAUAUACCACGACAGGCUUUAUCUUCCCGUUGGGUCAUGUGAUAGAGCUUUUUCUGGGCUGUACAAUUUUACACUGCUGUGGGGUAUUCACAUAGUUGAACAUUCCCUAAUUUGGGGACAGGAUCUUCCUGCACAUAGAGAAUUAGCACAUCAAUAAAAGGAACUUGGGCAUGUUA